AUGUUGGAUGAACCUUUCCUCGGGCAUUGCGCGGUCAGGGAUGGGGAGAAGCCCGAGUCGGUCGUGCUGCAGAGUCCUGGCGGGGCAUCUCUUAACCCGGGUUCGUCCUGCUGCAGAGCCGCGCUGGGCACCGCGGCGGGGAUAGGCCCAGCCUGGGCUGCGAGCCCAGGGACGCCCAGGACCCUCUCUUUCCUGAAGCAGCUCUCAUCAAGGCAGAGGGAGAGGACGGGGGUCCCUGGCCACCCCCCCGCAGAUUUGGCAACUGCACUUGGCAGAAGAGACUCCAUGUCGGAGCAGAGCACAUCUGACGCAGAGCCGCCCGGUGCCGUGAAGACAGGACGGCUGACGAGGGAGGACCCCUGGGCGUCUGUGGGUGGAGAGGCCCGGGAUGGCUCGGCCCCGCUGCAGGAGCGCCAGGAAAAGCAGGAGAGACUUUCGCGGGAAGUGGCGCUCACCCAGCGGAAAGCCGUCACCCACGCAGGAGGCUGCGAGCCUGCCAAAGUCGGCGAGCGCGGGCUGGAGUCCCGGCUGCUUCCGCUGCCAGGGCUGCCUGUAGGAAACCGUUUCCGUAAACACGUGUCGUGUGACACAGACGUGCAUCCUGGUUCUGUUGCAGACGGUUACCGGGAGAGUAAUGACAGCGAGACCCUGUGUGAGCAGAGUGAGUGGGGCAAACACGCCGAGGGCAUUCAUGUCAUCCAGUUUACAAGAACGCCAGCAAAAUGUGAAGCCCGUGGGUUUAGGGACAGCUUUCAGUGUCUUAGCCACGCUGUGCCCCUACACAGGCAGGAGAAAAUCCACGCGGGAGGGGAAACCUUGAGUUCCCAGGAAUGUGGGCAAGUUUUGAACCACAGCCCACCCCGCUGUGAACAACGGGGAGUUCCUGGGGAAGGGAGUCGGCGUGCGUGUGGUCAGGUCUCCCCGAGCUCACCUCCUGCUCAGCACGUGAGGAGUCAUUCGGACGAGAAGCCUUUUGAGUGUGGCCAGUGCGGCAAGAACUUCAGCUGGAGCUCGCACCUGGUGGCGCACCAGCGGACGCACACCGGGGAGAAGCCCUACGCGUGCGGCCAGUGCGGCAAGGCCUUCAGCCGCAGCUCGCACCUCGUGUCCCAUCAGAGGACUCACACGGGCGAGAAGCCUUACCGCUGUCCCCAGUGCGGCAAGGCGUUCAGCCAGAGCUACGUGCUCGUCGUGCAUCAGAGGACGCACAGCGGAGAGCGGCCGUACGAGUGCGGCCAGUGCGGCAAGUCCUUCCGGCAGAGCUACAAGCUCACCGCGCACCAGAGAACUCACACGGGCGAGAAGCCCUACGAGUGCGGCCAGUGCGGGAAGUCCUUCAUCCAGAGCUACAAGCUGAUCGCGCACCAGAGAGUGCACACCGGGGAGAAGCCCUACGCGUGCGGCCAGUGCGGCAAGGCCUUCAGCCAGAGCUACAAGCUCGUGGCGCACCAGAGGACACACACGGGGGAGAGGCCCUUUGAGUGCAACGAGUGCGGCAAGAACUUCAGCUGGAGCUCCCAGCUCGUGGCGCACCAGCGGACGCACACCGGCGAGAAGCCCUACGCGUGCGGCCAGUGCGGCAAGGCCUUCAACCGCAGCUCUCACCUCGUCAUGCACCAGCGGACGCACACCGGCGAGAAGCCCUACGCGUGCGGCCAGUGCGGCAAGGCCUUCAGCCAGAGCUACGUCCUCGUGGUCCAUCAGAGGACGCACACGGGGGAGAAGCCCUACGCGUGCGGCCAGUGCGGCAAAGCCUUCAGGCAGAGUUCCUGCCUCACCCAGCACCAGCGGACGCACACCGGCGAGAAGCCCUACGCGUGCGGCCAGUGCGGGAAGACGUUCAGCCUGAGCGCCCGCCUCAUCGUGCACCAGAGGACGCACACCGGCGAGAAGCCGUUCACCUGCGGUCGGUGCGGGAGGGCGUUCAUCAACAGCUCCAAGCUGCUGCGGCACCAGGCGACACACACGGAAGAGAAAGCCCCCGGCUGACUAGUUGGGGCGGUGUCAGCCCGAGUUCGUUCCUUCCUCAACACCUGUUCUAAGGGGGUGCACCUCGUGGAAGGAAGGGGAUAAAAGCAGCGUGUGGUAAACACGCAGUGUCCUCUGUGACUGGUGUCUGGGAGCUCACAUGAAGAAGGGCAAAGCCUACCAAGUGCGGAUUUUAAUGCAGCAAUUCCACGUAGAAAAUCACACGUGGCCCGUGACACAUCCCUACAAGAGCGAUACAUAGCGGCGCUCCUCCUUGCCGAGAGCCCUCUGCCUGACCCGAGAGAGAACCGGCUGGCGUGCGGUGGUGGCCAGCGGGGCAGGAGUGAGAUGCUCGCCCUGCCGGGCUGGCUGGGAACCACGGGAGAGUGCUGCGGUCCGUAGCACUUAGGCUGGGAAACCGCAUCUCAGUGCGGCGUUCCCAUGGCUUCCUGUCCUAGGUGAAGAUGUUGUAAAAUGCAAGACAGGGAUCUAGAAAUAGUAGUCAUCCCGGGAACCAUUAUGUGAAAAUGGUUGUGGACCACAAUUGAAAGCGGUUAUAGGUGUACGUUUUUGUUUGUUUUAUGUCGGGUCUGUCGUUUGGGAAUGUAUGCUGUUUUUGCGAAAAUAACUGGUGUGGUUAGUAAAAAAAAUUAGUUUAAAACAAAAAGGAAAUACAGAGAUUUCUGUCUUGCUUGAGCACUUAGUAACGAGAUCGCAGAGGUCUGAGACUUCUGUUGGGGUCGGUGCGAGCAGCUCAUCUUGUUUUGAUUUGAUUUAACUUAAGCGAGAGGCAGAGGUACAGGGAGGGACGCUCUGGGACUGCUCCCUGAUGAAGGGGCGGUCUGGGAGACAGUGGGAGGCGAGGCCCCGCCGUAGUCUCCUCACCUACGUUUAGCUGGCGAGAAGACUGAGUGCGGCCAGCUGUGUCCCUGUUCUGUGACUACGACCCGGCUCACUGGCCCGCCGGAUCUUUUUCUCUAUGUUAUGAAUUCUGGUUGUGGAUGACCGUGUGCUCGAAGCUGCAGUCCCAGACAGCUGAUCGCUGAGAGCGGAGCAGAGGAACCAGAGAACAGAGGUACAUUCCCUAGAGGAAAGGACCGCCCCAGAUGACAUCUGAUCGGGGUUACCCCAGGGAAUUCUGUGCCGGGGAAUGAUCCUAGUGCAGCUGUCUCUUUGAAGCUGAAGCCAGAAGCUGUGUUACUCCUGGCCGUGACGAAAGUCUGGGGAACGGUUGCUGACGGCUGGAAAUUGGCUCCUCCAUCCUAGGAGUUUCCACUCGGCUCAAGAAUGAGCAGGGGAUCUGCAUGUGCUGGCUUUUAGAGAGGGCAUAAAAUUGUGAAAAACGCUAAUUUCACAAUGAGACCAAAACAGCCUUUGCCUAAGAUACCACGAGCGCCAGUGCUAGGUACACUAGCUGGUUUGCACCGAAUGCGGUACAUUUCACUGAGACCACGAGGAACCAUGGUUGUACGCAUGGGCAUAAAAGCAACUGGGCUAAAAAUGACGGCUCGAGGUUUCAGGUUUCGGAGGUGGCUUGUCACCAAGGAUUUCUUCAGUAAGUGUUGAGAACGAGUCACUGACAGCAUGAGGCUGGUAAAACUGAAAAUGUGUGUGUGUGUGUGUGUGUUUCUGGCUAGGCUGUGUGAGGUGUCUGUAGUGAGUCCUGACUACGUAUGUGAAUACCUGGGUGAUUAUUUAGGAUUUAAGUGUGUUGAAGUACAAUCGAUUCAGUACCUAAACAAAAAUGUUGAUUUCUCUUGGCAGGAAAGGUGUUUUAAUUAAAAAAAAAAGUUCUACCAAAUAUAAAAAGUUAAACAGAAGCAACAUGCCAAGAGUAUGUAAAUUAAGUGGCUGAGACUGAGUUUUAGGAUUCAAAAAGAAACCACUAGAACAAUACUUCAUCGCUGGUAGCCGCAUGUAGUCCGCGGUUGGGAUCUAAUUCGUUGCAGGCCCUCCUGGAGACCUAAAAUCUGGGUGCCGGAGUCCCUUUAUAAACCAGCGUCAUGGCGUAGUGGGUUAAUUCACUGCCUGCAAUGCUGGCUUCCCAUAUGGGCAUGGGUUCAAGUCUUGGCUGUUCUUCUCCUUUUCCUUCUUAUUUAUUUAUUUAUUUAUUUACUUUGAAAGAGUUACACAGAAAAGGAGAGGCAGAAAGAGAGAGAGAGAGAGAGAAACAGAGAGAGAGAGAGAGAGAGCUCCUCCAUCCGCUGGUUCACUCCCCAACUGGCCACAUGGUUGAAGCUGAGCCGAUCUGAAGCCAGGAGCCAGGAGCUUCUUCCAGGUCUCCAUGCAGGUGCAGGGGCCCAAGAACCUGGGCCAUCUUCUACUGCUUUCCCAGGUCAUAACAGAGAACCGGAUUGGAAAUGGAGCAGCCAGGACUUGAAUUGGUGCCCAUAUAGGACAAUGGCCCUGCAGGCGGUAGCUUGAGCCACUAUGCCACGGCGCCGGCCCUGGCUGCUCCACUUCCAAUCCUGGAGGAUGCAGAAGCUCCUAGCUUAGACCUGGCUCAGCCUUGGCUGUAGCUGCCAUCCAGGAAGUGAACCAGCAGAUGGAAGAUCUGUCUCCCUCUCUGUCUCUCCCUCUCUCUCUGUGUAACUCUGACUUUGACAUAAAUAACUAAAGCUUUUUUACAAAGUGGUAUAGCAUGAAGGUACUUUCGAAAGUUCAUGAAAACACGAAUAAGCUUAAACAUUUUCUGCACCAAAAUAAAUUUAUCUGAAUUGUUUUCCUGUACUCUCGUAUUUCAUGUGGGCUCUACACGUUCUCCUGUCUUCUUGGAAUCCUGUCUAAAUUACCUA
Lepus europaeus (European hare) is the source of this 4763-nucleotide messenger RNA. It is a transcript of the gene ZNF180, whose product is annotated as zinc finger protein 180. The record is from RefSeq and is a predicted model, not a curated record. Gene Ontology annotation, cellular component: nucleus. NCBI's taxonomy places the organism in Eukaryota, Metazoa, Chordata, Mammalia, Lagomorpha, Leporidae. Gene Ontology annotation, biological process: central nervous system development; regulation of transcription by RNA polymerase II. Bases 1 to 1989 code for a protein of 662 amino acids. The transcript is spliced from 4 exons. Gene Ontology annotation, molecular function: DNA-binding transcription factor activity, RNA polymerase II-specific; RNA polymerase II cis-regulatory region sequence-specific DNA binding.